Messenger RNA from Sphaerodactylus townsendi, 4644 nucleotides. RefSeq lists its product as uncharacterized. NCBI's taxonomy places the organism in Eukaryota, Metazoa, Chordata, Lepidosauria, Squamata, Sphaerodactylidae. Bases 54 to 4415 code for a protein of 1453 amino acids. The record is from RefSeq and is a predicted model, not a curated record. The transcript has 35 exons.
CAUGGCAUUUUGACGGGCUGCAAAGGAGGUUUUGCCCAGGAAAGCUACCAGCAAUGAAGAAAGGAGAUAGCCCAUGCUGUACUACGAUCCUCGCAAUCAUCCUUGUUUUCGGGGGCUGGGAUGAAGCCAGUGGGCAAGCUGUCCGACUCCAUUCAAAUUCUCCUGGACGUCUGAAUCGGUGUCGGUCAUUCCCAAUCUCAUCAGAUUAUUGCUCCUUUGUCCCCAGUGCAAAUCUAAACUCUACCCUUGAAGACAGUGAAAUAUGCAACUUUACACUUCCGCAAUACGCUUGUGGAUUGGUCUCCAACCUGACCUCGAGCCAGCUGUCCACGAUUCUCCGGUGCCACACCACAGAUGCCAAAGCCCAGCUGGAUCAAGAGUCAUUCUUGCGGUUGUUUGGCCUAGUGGACCAAGGCACCUUGCAGUCUGCUCUGUCCGAGAUCACCUCAAAGAUCCCCCAAGAUCUAAUCCCAGAAACAUCUAAAGCCUUCAUGCUGAACGCAGUAUGGGAAAAACUCAAAACAGAUCCUCGGGUCCAGAACGCUGGCUUCCUCUCUGCCUGGCUUCAAGAGUUGUUGUACCCCUACCUGACAGGCAUCAGCACCAAUGUCCUUGACUGCCUGACGCAACUUCCAAUCACUUGUGACGGCUUCGCUGUAGUUAUCCAAGCCCUAGACAGCAGGAGCUUGGAAAUGGACAAUAGCACGAGGCAGACGGUGGUCAGCUGGAUUGGAAGAUUCCUUGCCAAACACGCGUGUCAGAAGAGUACUCCCCAAGAGUGGAUACUGAACAACUGGAGGCGUUUUCUCCGUUUUGUCUCCUAUGGAGAUCUCCUGAAAGCCUGGGGCGCUUCUGACGGGUCUGCCUUUCUCACCGAGGCCGAAGGUGGUGCUUUGGAAUACAUGACGCCCUCCCAAGUUGCUGAAAUGACAGCCACCGCCGGCGUCCUCUCCAACGUCAACCUGACCAGAGUUGUCACUCGAGUCCUCCUUGGCAAGGAUGCCCGUUACCUGGAGGCCUUCUUGGGUCAACUGGUGGCUUUCCCCCUGAACCCAGAGCGCGAAGCCUCACGUCUGAUGCUGGAGACCGUUCUGAGGAAGGUGAACCAGAGCUUCCCUGAUCUCUGCUCACCUUCCUUGAAAGACCUCUUCCAGAUGAAGCUGAAGGCGUUCCUGCCCGACAUGGAUGCAGAGAUGCUGGAGCUUAUUCCAACCCAAAUAGGCUGUGCUGACUUCCAAGACAUCUACGAGGGAAUAAGUCAUGUGGAUUCUGAGUUAGAUUUGGACACCAAGAAGGCCCUCUUCAAAUCCCGCUUGGCUUUUCUGACCCGGCAGCUGGAGAAAGAAGGAACCGCUUGCACGUUUGCCGUAUCCAACAGCAAGGAGUGGCUGCAGAAAAACUUCGGCUCCUCCAGUCCUUUCGCUAACUACGGUGACUUCCGCCGCCUGUAUCCUGCUUUCGAAGGAUACGAAGUGCUGGAUUUGCUGACGGCCACACAGAUGGCAUCGCUUGUGAUCUACUCUGGCAUCCUAACAGACAGCACCAGACUCAGUGCAGAAACGGAGGCAAGGAAAGUAAUGGAAACUCUGCAAGGCCGGGCCAUAUCUGAGCUCCAAACUUUCCUCCUUGAAGUCCGCGUACUUGCUGAACAGGGGAACAUUGUGGAGAAAGUUCGCAGCGUCAUGCUGCAGGGGAUCUGGCAAAUCUUGAAGGCACAUUUUGACUCCAUGGCAGUGACUGAUUUCGAACCCUGGUUCAGUGGGGCCCUGACUCCAUUCCUGCCCUCUGUGACAACCGAGCAGCUCCGGGCUCUUCCUUCUCCAUCCAACUGCACGCAGUUACAAACAGUUGCAAAAGGACUGGAUUAUGCCUUUGGCCCGAUGUCAGCGGAAACACGGAUUGGAGCAGCCCAGUGGAUUGUCCAGGAAUUUAAAAAGCAAGGGUGCCAGACAACAGGAAGCUGGAUGACCCUCAACUUCCUGAGGUUCAAAUCCCUCGUGAACCUCACUGACUUGAUGGAGAUGGAUCAAAACUUCAGCGGGAUGGCCCACCUGCAGGACCUUUCGGCUGUCCAGCUUGCUCAGCUGACCUUAACAGAAGAGGUCUUCGGUUCAGUGGUGAACGUGAAACUUGUCUUCGACAGACUAGCUCAGUUGUCCACCCGGGAAGAUCUGGAAGCAUACUGGGAUGAGUUCAACCGUGUCUAUGCAGAGGCUAACCGAAGAUAUGCAGAGUCUCAGACAGGGAGGCUCAGAAAACGCAGGUCUCUGGCUGAGCUUAAUAUCUCUCUGGAAGUGAAACAGACCUUGCUUUCACGGACUAUCCAGUGGUUACACCGGGACCUUCUGACAUUCACGGAUGCCGAUUAUAAGCUCUGGUUUGAGAAAAGGCUGGCGGCCGUUUUGCCCAGCGUGACAGCUGAUAUUCUUCAGCAGAUACCUGUCAAUCUGUCUUGUGCCGCUUACAAGUCUGUAAUGGCUGGGAUCGAUGUGGGCUUCCCUGAAAUCACCAAGGACAGAAAGAGAGAGAUCCUGAACUACAUAGAAUCUUUUCUCAACCAGAAAUCUGAAAUCACCGGUCCAGCCUGUGCAGCCCAAAUCACAACCAGAGAGUGGCUCCUCCAAUUCUUCAGGAGUUUCUCCACACAAGUGGCCUACACUAAGCUGGUCUCCUACUUCCGCCAACCUUUCGAUGCCUAUUUGGUCCUGGAUCUCUUAACUCCGAGUCAGAUCGGAGACAUGAUAGUCCAUUCGCAGACGCUGACCAGCGUGCCUUUAGCCACGCAGCUGAUAGCCUUCUUCCGGGAAUACCACCUUGACUCCGUCCAAACAAUCCUCCAAGAAUUCACCAGAGCGGCAGUUCAGCAUAAAAUGCUGGUCCUCCCAAACCCUGAAGUUGCCCAGCUGCUGUUGACUAGCUAUCUGUCCCUCGCAUCCUCUCAAAUGGAGACUUACACUGCAGCCGACUGGAACGCCACCUUCCACGGAGAACUGCGCUUCCUCUCUGCUUUCAUCAAUGCAACAACCCUUUCUUACAUCAUCCCCCAGGACUUUGAAUCCAUCACUACCAUCAUUGCUGAACUGAGCAAAGUGCAUGCCCAAAUGACAGAAACCUCAAGGAGAGCGAUUGUGCUCUGGAUUGUACAGAAUUCCAAGGACCUAAAAGCUUCAGGAUACCAAAACAAGUCUGUCGAUGAACGGAUUCAGGCUGUCUGGGGUUCAUUCUUCCUUGAUGCCACCUUAGAAGAAGUGAAAUCCACCAAUGAGGACUUCAGGCCUGCUUCCAACUUGGGCUCCCUGAACAUCGGCCAAUUGGUGGAGUUUGUCACGGCCUCUGAUGCGCUGGUCAAUGUGACAACGAUGAGGACGGUUCUGUCGAGUCUAGAGAACGAACGUUCUGAAAUCCCACUUUCUCAGAUGCAGGACUUCCUGACACACUUCAAUCUGGAGAUCGAGCAGAACAAAGUGGACAUAGGAGAAGGUGUGAGGCUGGAGAUACUGAACACCAUUUUCACUCAUCUGAAAACGCAUUUUAGAACAUUCACUCACCUGGACUACAGUGUCUGGUUCUCAAAGAUGAAGUUCCUCUUGCCCAGCAUCAAUAAAGACGUCCUCCAGUUGAUCCCGCUAGACCUCGGCUUCCCCUCGUACACUGCUAUAAUCACAGGCCUGGACCAAGCCUCCUCGGAGUUCUCCCAAGAGACUUCCCAUGAGGUCUACACAUUCAUGAAGAAGAUUCUAGAAGUCCAAGUCAAUAUCUCAGGAACUGCAUUUCCGGGUGCUUACAAAGACAGCCAAAGUUUCUUGAGUGGGGUCUUUUCCCGUUUUGCACGCUUUGCUGAAUAUACUGACUUCAUCACGUUUUACAAAGACUUUAAUGGGUAUGAUGUUCUUCCACUGCUGACGACAAAACAAAUGAGUGAGAUGAUGGUUGUGACCAAUGCCAUCCAACGCGAACUCUUGGCAGUCCAGAUCUUGGUAGAAUUGGAGAAACGCCCCCUUGAUGAAUUGAAGGUCUUCACAUCAGAGCUCAAUGUUGUGAUGCACCAGAAGGGCUCGAGUUUCCUCCCUGACCUCCAGGUCAGCACCUUAAUCCUGGAGGCAGUUUUCAAGCGGCUGCAAUUUGCCACAUUCUCGGCUGUUCAAUACGACUUAUGGUUCGGCACUCAGCUGAAGUCCUUCCUACCAGCGCUUUCCCUGAGGCUCCUGCACCAGAUCCCCCUUGAUGUUGACUGCCAGUCGCACCAAAAUCUAGUUAACGCCCUGGAUCAAGUCUAUACUAAGUUCACGAUGGACCAGAAGGAAGCCAUCCAUAAGAGGAUAUUGAACUAUCUGGAGUUUUACCAGCAGAAUCAAGGUGCCACGUGCCUCCCAACAAAAAAAAACAAAUGCAGCCAGUGGCUGACAAGUCAGUAACUCAGGGAGGCCAGUUCAGAGCUUUGGCAAGCCUUUCAGAGUUUUCAUCUCUGAAUGUGAACUUUAAGUGGUUUUCAGCUAUGGAAGAACUCUUUCCGAGCCGACUGGUUGGAUGUCGCGAGUUAGUUCAGAAGCUCCAUUGACGCUGGCAACCUCUUCGUUGAGGUCGUGAGUCAACUGGGCACUCCGGGAGACGUUGCCGAAUUCCUGAACAAGCUGAACGUCAUAG